GCGCUCGCUAGUAGUAUUGUGAGAGUCAACUGGCCGUACGUAUCGUGUCUGUGCAUUAUAGUUAUCACCACUACCAGAACUACCACUGUUACCGUUAACAUGGGGUCCGGCAACCACGACGACAAGACGGCGGGGCGGGUCCUCUUGCCCGCACACGUUGUACCCACUCGUUACGAUUUGGCGCUGACCCCAAAUAUAGAAGCCUUUACCUUUACGGGUACGGUGGACAUUACCUUCCGGAUUGACGGUAGUUUGUUGAACGAGACCAAUAACAAGUCGAUUACCUUGCACGCCAAGGAACUCUUGUUCUCAACCGCGUCUUACCACUUGUUGGAUGGCCCCGACGCGACGCCCGUGACGGCGGAACAAAUGAACGUCAAUCUCAAGGCUACCACGGUGGAGUUUCUCUUUCCCGAGCCCAUUCCGCCCGACGCCUCCACACUCAAACUCACCGUUGCCUACACGGGAUUCCUCAACGACCAAAUGGCCGGCUUUUACCGGUCAACCUACACCGACAUACAGGGACAAUCCAAAAUUAUGGUGUCCACGCAGUUCGAAGCCCUCGAUGCCCGUCGCUGCUUUCCCUGUGUCGACGAACCCUCGCGCAAGGCCGUGUUCGGGGUUACCCUUACCGUACCCGCGCAUUUGACCUGUCUCUCCAACAUGCCCGAAGCCAAGGUUACCGCCAUCAACGCACAGCAGAAGUGUGUCACCUUUAUGGACUCGGUCGUCAUGUCCACCUACCUCCUCGCCUUUGUCGUGGGCGAAUUCGAUUUCCUCCAGACCCGCUCCGCGCACGGUGUUCUCAUCAAAGUCUACACGCCGCCGGGGAAGGCCGCGGCGGGACAAUUCGCCCUCGACGCCGCCGCCCGCGCCUUGGACGCCUACAACGACUUUUUCAAUCUACCCUACCCUCUGCCCAAACUAGACAUGGUCGCCAUUCCCGAAUUCGCCGCCGGUGCCAUGGAAAACUGGGGACUCGUCACCUACCGCGAAGUCGAUUUGCUCAUUGACCCCGUCAAGGCCAGUACCAUGCAGAAACAACGCGUCGCCGUGGUUGUCACGCACGAACUCGCCCACCAGUGGUUCGGAAACCUCGUCACCAUGGCCUGGUGGGACGAUUUGUGGCUCAACGAAGGAUUCGCAUCGUGGGCCGAAAACUGGGCCACCAACGUACUGUAUCCGGAAUAUCGAAUGUGGGAUCAGUUCACCACGGGGCAUUUGAGUACGGCAUUGCGGUUGGAUGCUCUGCAAAGUUCACACCCCAUUCAGGUACCCAUUGCACACGCCGAAGAAGUGGAACAAGUCUUUGACGCGAUUUCCUACUGCAAGGGGGGCAGUGUGGUGCGCAUGAUCAAGGCCGUAAUUGGCUUGUCUGCCUUCCAGGACGGACUGGGUGCCUACAUGAAAAAACACGCCUACGGAAACACGGAAACGUACGAUUUGUGGAAUGCCUGGGAGGCCUCCUCGGGCAUGCCCAUUGGUGAAAUGAUGAAGUCCUGGACGGAGCAAAUGGGAUUUCCGUUGGUGCGUGUGCGGAAGGAAGACUUUGCGGACGACAAGGUUGUGCUGGAGUUGGACCAGACGUGGUUUUUGUCGGAUGGAUCCGAUAUGCAGUCCGACAAGGUUUGGACUAUUCCCAUCUUGACCUGCACGGGCGCAGGGGCGCAAGCCGAUAUGACCUUGAUGCGCGACCGCACAGCCACGGUCACGAUUCCGUUUGAUCCCAAGGACACGGCGCCCCGGUGGAUCAAGCUCAAUGCCGGUCAAGAAGUCCCGAUGCGUGUUUUGCCGGGCGUGGAAAUGCUUCGACGCAUGUUAGUUGCCAUUGCGUCCAAGUCGAUGAGCGCAAUUGAUCGCGCGGGGGUGCUGAAUGAUUCAAUGGCUGUUGUCAAGGCUGGUCACAUGUCGCCGGAAGCCAUGAUGACGCUUUUGAAAAGUUACAAGGAUGAGGAUGAGUACGUUGUUUGGGAAGGGCUGUCGGAUGCGUUGGGUGGCUUGGAUGCGGUCCUCUCGGACGACGAGAACAUGACGGGCUACUUUCGAGUGUUUGCCAAGACUAUGGUUGUGAAUCUUAUGAAUAAGGUUGGCUGGGAGGCGUCCGAUUCGGAUGAGCAUCUGACUAAGUUGUUGCGUGGGAUUAUGAUCAACCUGCUUGGUGCCUUCGCCUACGACGACGAGAGUGUUCAACAAGAGGCGAAGAAGCGCUUUGAGGCUUUCCUGGAAGACGCCAACGAUAUAGAGUCGCUCCCCAGUGACAUGCGCACCGCCGUCUUCAAGAUUGUUCUAAAAAAUGGCAGUGCCAAGGAAUACGAACAAGUGAAAGCUUACUUUGCCACGGCAUCGGACAACGCCGAGCGCAAGCAUGUUCUUAAUUCGCUCGGGUGCAUUCAGGACGAUGCGUUAAAACUUGCUACCAUGGAAUGGUCGCUUUCGGGUGAAAUUAAGUUGCAGGACUUUUUUUACCUCAUGGGAUCGGUAGGCCGGUCUUCAAAACAGGGGCGUGAGAUUGCUUGGAAGUUCUUCCAGGAAAACUUUGAGCGCAUUCGCAUUCUGCUGCAAAAGGCACACCCCGCUUUGAUGGACGCUUGCAUUGUCAUGUGCGCCGGCGGCUUUUGUUCGGAAGAAAGAGCGGACGAAAUCGACACGUUUUUUCAAGCCCAUCCCCUGCCGUCCAGUACACGCAAGAUUGCGCAAACGACCGAACACAUGCGGGCGAACGGCAAGUUCUUGCGAGUCCUGAAAGCCAGUGACUUGGCCAAGGCGGAGUUUUGGGAAAAAUUGUAAAGUCCAGAAUUCGUUACACAAAUUACUGCGCGCUCACAGUCAAGUUCGUCGAGCUUGGCACCUACAAUAGUUUACGGGUCGACCGGAAACGAAACGACCACAGACUGUGAACCUCUAGAAAUUUCGAAACUAGGCUU
This is a messenger RNA of Phaeodactylum tricornutum CCAP 1055/1, 2924 nucleotides long. RefSeq lists its product with no specific name. The transcript is spliced from 2 exons. Lineage: Eukaryota; Bacillariophyta; Bacillariophyceae; Surirellales; Neidiaceae. Gene Ontology annotation, cellular component: cytoplasm. Gene Ontology annotation, biological process: peptide catabolic process; proteolysis. Gene Ontology annotation, molecular function: metalloaminopeptidase activity; zinc ion binding; peptide binding. The record is from RefSeq and is a predicted model, not a curated record. The coding region runs from base 100 to 2787 and encodes 895 amino acids.